This is a messenger RNA of Glycine soja, 654 nucleotides long. Its product is annotated as calcium-binding protein KRP1-like. The record is from RefSeq and is a predicted model, not a curated record. Bases 97 to 456 code for a protein of 119 amino acids. The transcript has a single exon. Lineage: Eukaryota; Viridiplantae; Streptophyta; Magnoliopsida; Fabales; Fabaceae. Gene Ontology annotation, molecular function: calcium ion binding.
UUCCCUUCUCCACCCUCUCAUCUCAUUCAUUCAUUCACACUCUCGCAAACCAAUUUUCACAUUCUUUGUAUUGAGUUACUUGAGCUAGCCGCAACCAUGGAACCAUCCAAAAACUCGCAGAAGCCCUCACAUUUCCAUGACUACCUCCCCGUGAUGGCGAACAAGCUCGGCGGGGACGGCCUCAUCGAUGAGCUCUGCAACGGCUUCAACCUGCUCAAGGACUCCGACAGAGGGGUGAUAACCUUUGAGAGCCUCAAGAGGAACGCUGCUCUGCUGGGCCUGCAAGGACUCGGCGAUGAGGACCUUCGGUCGAUGCUCGGGCAGGGUGAUUUCGACGGCGAUGGCGCGCUGAGCCAGCUGGAGUUCUGUGUUUUGAUGUUCAGGCUCAGCCCUGAGCUCAUGGAGGGGUCCAAGUUGUGGCUGGAGGAGGUGCUUCAGCAGGAACUUGAACAUUGAUUUUUCUAGUUUUUGUUAUUUCUUUGUGGUUCUCUUCCUCGUUGGAUGGUCUGGUUUGGAUGUUGAAUUGUCAUAUAUGUAUUUGAUUUGUGAUGAGAAACCGUGGAAGAGAGAUUUUUUAUUUGCUUACUCCCUGUAUAUUACUCAGUUCCAUUAUUAUUUAGAGUUUUCUUUAUAAAUAGGUUUUUACGUUGUGAA